Molecule: messenger RNA, 1533 nt
Organism: Lycium ferocissimum
Lineage: Eukaryota; Viridiplantae; Streptophyta; Magnoliopsida; Solanales; Solanaceae
Product: WAT1-related protein At1g70260-like
Exons: 7
Coding region: 119-1237 (372 amino acids)
Cellular component (GO): plasma membrane
Molecular function (GO): transmembrane transporter activity
Source: RefSeq, a predicted model, not a curated record
AUAUAGAAUAAUUCUCAUUGCCUUUUCUUCAUAAAUGAGAGACACCUAUAAACACUAAUCUAAUAAGCUAAAUAAAUACAGAGAGAUAGAGAGAAAGAAGAGGAUAAGAGAUAAUAAUAUGGGUGUAAAGGCUAUAGUAGAAGAUAUUUUGCCAUGCACAGGCAUGGUGAUAACAGAAAUUGUAACUAUUUUCUUGACUAUUAUGGCAAGUACAGCCAUGUCAAGAUUAGGGAUGAGUUCUUUUGUGUUUGUGGUUUAUACCAAUGCUCUUAGCUCAAUUAUUCUUCUUCCUUAUUCAUAUCUCUACCAUCGAAGAGACAAGAUACAAGCGCCAUUGUUUACUUUCCCGAUACUUAUCCGGGUAUUUCUCCUUGGUCUUGUUGGGGUUUCAAUUGCUCAGAACCUUGCAUUUGCUGGACUAAGUUACAGUUCACCAAUUGUAGCAUGUGGAGCAGCCAACAUGAUUCCAGCUUUCACUUUUAUUCUCGCUAUAUUCCUCAGGAAAACAAGAAUUAAUUUGAAGAGCCAAGAAAGCCAAGCAAGAAUUAUUGGAACAGUAAUAUCAAUAAUGGGUGGAAUGGCAAUGACUUACUAUAAAGGUCCAGUGGUGAAGCAAUACUCCCCCUUAUUCCUUCAGCUAGCCAGGCCACGCCUUCUUGUCUUCACUUCAACACAUGAGAAUUGGGUUCUUGGUUGCUACUUAUUUGCAGCAGCUUCAUUUACUCUUUGUAUAUGGAAUAUUAUUCAGGCUGGAACUAUCAGAAAGUAUCCACAGAUGAUGAAAAUAGUGUUUCUUUAUACUUUAUUUGGGACGAUACAAUCAGCAAUAUUUGCUCUGUGGAUGGAAAAAGAUCUCAACGCUUGGAGACUCAAGCUUAACACGGAGCUUCUUGUUAUUGUUUUAACCGCAAUUUUCAGCAGUUUAAUACGUACCAGCGUCCAGAUGUGGUGCACGCGAUUGAAAGGACCUUCAUAUCCUCUAUAUUUCAAGCCAGUGGGAAUUCCAACAGCUAGCACUUGUGGCUGUUUACUUUUUGCUGAUACUUUUCACUAUGGAAGCAUGUUUAGUGCAAUUGUAUGUGGAAUGGGUUAUUACACUACACUCUGGGGACAACUCAAAGAAGAUGAAACAAGUAAAAACAUUAAGGGUAGCACGUUACCAACUACAACUUCUGAUGAGAAAGUUCCACUUUUGCAAGAAAAAGAAGAGGAAGAAGAAGGAGAUUCAAAAGUCUAAGAUGAAAAUUAAGAUGAUGAAGAUAAAUGUAAGUGCAUGCUAGGAAUUUUAAAUUAGUUGUAUAUAUGUGUUGGGAGGAUUUAUUUUUUCAAGCCUUCCAUCGCAAGUUGAACAAUGAAAUUGUUGUUCAACUAUAUUAAUUUUCUCUCUAGUUAGGGGUUAAGUACGCGCUCUUGUUGAUAAGUUUGAUUGAGAUAUUUUGUGUAUGUUUUUCUUAAAGAAGUCGUUUGUAAAUAGUAAGAAUUGAUUUUGAGAUCAAUAUUAAGAGUUUGUGAUUGUAUAAGACUACCUUUUGA